Perognathus longimembris pacificus (Pacific pocket mouse) is the source of this 6607-nucleotide messenger RNA. RefSeq names its product guanylate cyclase 1 soluble subunit alpha 2 (gene Gucy1a2). Gene Ontology annotation, molecular function: guanylate cyclase activity; heme binding. NCBI's taxonomy places the organism in Eukaryota, Metazoa, Chordata, Mammalia, Rodentia, Heteromyidae. The transcript is spliced from 8 exons. Gene Ontology annotation, biological process: response to oxygen levels; cGMP biosynthetic process. The record is from RefSeq and is a predicted model, not a curated record. Gene Ontology annotation, cellular component: guanylate cyclase complex, soluble. Bases 293 to 2521 code for a protein of 742 amino acids.
CCACGCGAUCGGCAGCCUCGGCGGUGGCGGCGCCCCCAGCCCAGCCCAGCCCGGUGCAGCCGCCGAGCUCGGGCCCCAACUUCCCGCCAUGAGCGGCUGGUCCGCGGGGCUCCGCGGCCCCGGGGACUCCCGCCCGGCAGUGCGCGCCCGCAGCGCCCCGCGGCCCCGACUCGCCUAACGCUGGCCCCGGCCGCCGCCGCCGCCGAUCGCUGAUCCCGCCACCGCCGCGGUCGCCCGCGCCGCGUCCCCGCCGCCCGCCGCCCGCCGCCGCGGCCCCGCCAGCACCAGCACCAUGUCUCGCAGGAAGAUUUCAUCCGAGUCUUUCAGCUCCCUGGGCUCCGACUACCUGGAGACCAGCCCGGAGGACGAGGGGGAGUGCCCCAUGGCUAAGCUCUGCUGGAACGGCAGCCGGAGCCCCCCCGGACACCCCGGGCCCCGCACGGCCGCCGCCGCCACCACCGCGGCCGCCGCUGCCAUCACCCCGGCUCCGGCUGCCGCUGUCACCGCCGCCGCCACCGCCGCCGCCGCCGCCGCCGCCGCCGCCGGGGCCAGGAGGGCGCAGCGCCGCCGGCGGGUCAACCUGGACUCGCUGGGCGAGAGCAUCAGCCGCCUGACGGCGCCCUCGCCUCAGACGAUCCAGCAGACUCUCAAGAGGACACUGCAGUAUUAUGAGCAUCAAGUGAUUGGUUAUAGGGAUGCCGAGAAGAACUUCCACAAUAUCUCUAACAGAUGCUCCUAUUCCGACCAUUCCAACAAAGAGGAGGUUGAAGACGUCUCAGGAAUUCUCCAGUGUACCGCUAAUAUACUCGGUUUGAAGUUCGAGGAACUCCAAGAGAGGUUUGGCGAGGAGUUCUUUAAGAUCUGCUUUGACGAGAACGAGCGGGUCCUUCGCGCCGUGGGUGGCACCUUGCAGGACUUCUUUAACGGCUUCGACGCGCUGUUGGAGCACAUUAGAACUUCCUUUGGGAAACAAGCCACCAUGGAAUCGCCCUCUUUCCUGUGCAAAGAGCUCCCCGAAGGAACUCUGAUGCUCCACUACUUCCAUCCCCACCACGUCGUGGGCUUUGCCAUGCUGGGGAUGAUCAAGGCGGCCGGGAAGAAGAUCUACCGUCUGGAUGUGGAAGUGGAACAGGCGGCCACCGAGAAACUGUGCUCCGAGGCCUCCAACCCGGGCAACUGCAGCUGCCUGACGUUCCUCAUCAAAGUCGGCGAGAACACCAACAUCCCCAAGAACCUUCCCCAGGGCACGUCCCGCGUGCCCGGCGACCUGAGAGUCAGCAUCAACACCUUCUGCAGAGCCUUCCCCUUCCACUUGAUGGUGGACCCCACCAUGUCCGUCCUUCAGCUUGGGGAAGGCCUGCGCAAGCAGCUCCGAUGCGACACCCACAAAGUGCUCAAGUUCCAGGACUGCUUUGAGAUCGUCUCCCCAAAGAUCAAUGCCACCUUCGAGAGAGUCCUCCUGCGGCUGUCCACCCCAUUCGUGAUUAGGACCAAGCCCGAGGCGUCUAGCACGGAAAAUAAAGACAAGGUGAUGGAAAUCAAGGGGCAGAUGAUCCAUGUCCCCGAAUCAAAUUCCAUUUUGUUUUUGGGCUCCCCAUGUGUGGACAAGCUGGAUGAGCUCAUGGGCCGAGGCCUGCAUCUCUCAGACAUCCCUAUUCAUGAUGCUACCCGAGAUGUCAUCUUGGUGGGUGAGCAAGCAAAAGCUCAAGACGGCUUGAAGAAGAGGAUGGAUAAAUUGAAGGCCACUUUAGAAAGAACUCACCAGGCACUGGAAGAAGAGAAAAAGAAGACGGUGGAUCUGCUGUACUCCAUCUUCCCUGGUGAUGUAGCCCAGCAGCUGUGGCAAGGGCAGCAGGUGCAGGCCCGGAAGUUUGAUGAUGUCACCAUGCUCUUUUCCGACAUAGUUGGUUUCACCGCCAUCUGUGCUCAGUGUACACCCAUGCAGGUGAUCAGCAUGCUGAACGAACUCUACACCAGAUUUGACCACCAGUGUGGAUUUCUGGAUAUUUACAAGGUGGAGACAAUAGGUGAUGCGUACUGUGUCGCUGCGGGACUUCAUAGGAAAAGCCUGUGCCAUGCCAAGCCCAUUGCGCUGAUGGCCUUGAAGAUGAUGGAGCUUUCAGAAGAGGUGCUCACUCCUGAUGGAAGACCUAUUCAGAUGAGGAUAGGAAUUCACUCGGGCUCCGUGCUGGCUGGAGUUGUUGGGGUGAGAAUGCCACGAUAUUGCCUGUUUGGAAAUAAUGUGACUCUGGCAAGCAAAUUUGAAUCGGGAAGCCAUCCUCGGCGCAUCAAUGUCAGCCCCACCACUUACCAAUUAUUAAAACGAGAGGAAAGUUUCACCUUCAUUCCUCGGUCCCGUGAAGAACUUCCAGAUAACUUUCCCAAGGAAAUCCCUGGGAUCUGCUAUUUCCUGGAGGUAAGGACUGGACCAAAGCCACCGAAACCUUCCCUCUCUUCAUCGAGAAUCAAGAAGGUCUCUUACAACAUCGGCACCAUGUUCCUUCGGGAGACAAGCCUCUGAGACCUGCUACAAGAUCAAAGACUCCUCCCAAAAGCACAAGCCCGCAACCGGAGUCACCACAGGAAGGGUGGAGGGAGUUUGUUUUGCUCUUCCAAUGCUUUGUGGAGACAAAGCAGAGGAAUCUCUGUGUCAUGCCAGGCAAUAAUCCUUGAACAAGUGGGGGACCACUGUCAAUAUAAAUAGCUGGAGGGUGGGGUGAGGGAAUGAAAUGUGUCAUCUCUGUGAGCAUUUUGGGGGGCAUAUAUAUAUUUUAAUUACAAGUACAAAGGCCCCCUUUCAAAAUUAACCAAUCAAAAGCUCCAUGUUUUCGUGCUUGCCACUCAUGCAGAUCGCUUCCCUUGUAUAUUUGUACCACUUUGGAGAGCCAGUUUUGAGCAUCAUCAUGCUAUCUUAGUGACCUUGGUAGAUCCGGACUCUUUUCUAACUUUGUGUUUCUGAACAGACAUUUUCAUACAAUGCACCUCGGUGGUGUGGCCAACACAGCAAAAUAUUUGAGGGAUAUUACCUAUUUUUUAUACAUACCUCUUCUUCUAGAUAAUUGCAUUUCACACAGCAUUAUUAGAUUUUUCAGAAUCUGCUCCUGUUUGGUUGGGGUAUUAUGUAAUGCUAACCUACUAAUCUAAUCUCAUUUGGUUUAUUUAGGGAGAUUAGCACUUGGACAGAGAAUACAUAUAACCAAGAGUUUCAACUGCUAAGAAAACCAUUGUACGUCUGCUGAGUAAAUAUAUCUUUCAGAUUUCAUUUAUGUGGGGUGGACUCCAGAGAAAAAUGGAAUUUCCUAGUAGCAGAUUAUUGUCUGUAACAAAGAUAUGGGGGAGAGGUUUUUUUGUGGUCUUCAAACACACUAUCAGUUAAAAGGAAAUGUUUGGCUUCAUAGUGAAUCCUUCCAAAUAAGCACUUAUAAAUACAGAUAUUUUUGUACAACAUUAAACAGCAUUCUAAUAUACAGCACCCUUGUAACUUCUCCAGCUGAUUUCUCCUACAAGCUGAUUGCCACUCCCAAAAACAAAUGGCUCCAUUCUGUCACUUAUGAUGAAAGAAAUAUUGCCAGGUCAUUUUACCAAGAAUAUUGUUUCUUAUUGCAAAGAAAUGCAUCUUAUCACGUUGAGAAUGAUUAUUAUUUUUAGGAAAAGAAUGUUUGCAGUUUGACUUAAUGUGGCUUUUAAAUUCGGCGAAUCACCCUUCUGAACACUAAGUAGGGAUCACCUGCUGAACAAGGAGAUACUGGAGUUAGGUUGCAUGUUUUACUAACAUAAAACCUGGUCCCAUUAUCAACACUGCAUGAAAAGAGGAUUAUAGGCUCACUCUGAGAUUAGGAGUACAAUGUGUCCAGAGUUUGCCUAUUUGGGAUCCAAGGUACAAGCUUCCAUUUCUACUUGAGUUGAAGGAACAGGGAGUGCUGGGUGUUUUCCUGAAGGCUGGAGUGGGUGUCCUCUCUCUCACUCCAGGGGGUCCUUGCUGGCAGCUCUCUCUUUCUCUCUCUGCUGAAUGCAAUAUAUUUCUUUUCUUUUCAGGGAUUUUGGUUGUAUUGUGAUUCAGUUAUAAUGUAGCUAUAUAAGUGUAUGUAUAGAUAUACAGCUAUAUACUAGAUAUACUAUAUAGCUAUAAGCUGAUUUCCAAUGUAGCCUGUCAGGUUUAGUUAACCUCUUUCUGUGUAUAUAAGUCAGAAAUAUUUACAGACAGGCAGAAUAUUUGUUAUAAUCACAAUCUCCUUGAUCUUUUGAAGUCUGUUCUCACCCCCAGGAGUUCUGAGGACACUGCAGUGGAGGGGGCUCUUUGUGUGGAGAAGGCAGGACACAGACCUGGAGCUCUCUCAAUCCAUUUCUGUCCUUUUUGGGUGGGGCCUAGGUCUGCUUUCCACCACAAGGGGACAGAAGGGCAGGAUGUGUAUGGGAGGCUGUGUGAACUGAGAACAGGGUAUGCUCAUGCUGGCCAUUGCUUUGAAAUUGCUUCAGGAGACUGACAUGUGAACCUACCUGCUCCACAGGGGACAUGUAAGGGUUGCAGGGUGUUGGGAUGGAAGAGCCCAGAAGCACUUUUAACCUCAUGCUGUUACUAGAAAAGGUCCAGCCAAGGUAGAGCUCUCCACGACAGAGGCAUGGAGAGAGAGCCAGGCUCACUGAGGUCAUUUCUGCUUAUUCUGCGCCAUAACUUAGAGCUUAUUGUGAUGUCUUUAAUUGACAAAUGUUUCCUUGUGAAACCAUGUGCUUGGUAAACAAGGCUUGAAGAGAAGAUUUGAGAACCAUCUGAUUUAUGUCUCUUCCUUUUGUAAAAGGAUUUGCCUAAGCAGCUAUUCCAAAUACAUGCUUAUUCUCCCAGCAACUUAAGAACAUCUUUGGGAAGUAUCUACAUUUUAAAACAUUGUUGGAAAUCUGACCUGGAGGGAAGAAUUUGUGUAGAUACUUUCAAUUUAUUGGAUGAAUCACCAAUUCUGUAUUACAUGAGGAAGAAGUCAAUGAAGAACAUGCUAGAGGCCUAUUAUAUAUCACGGACCAGAUAUAACCUACAUUUUUCAUACACUAUAAUCCAAAUAUAUAUAUUUUAAGAUUGUCUCAUUGUUCUCAUUUUUCCCUAACUAUUAUAGUUCCACUGUUUACUAUAUAUGUUUGCAAUGUAUGAAAUGUCUGUUCUUGGUGGCUGCAGUCAUAAGUAUAGAAGCUGUGAAAAAGUCCUAUAUUUUUAUUUGUCUUACACAGUGCAGUCCACAUAGCCUAUCUUGGGAACUGUGAUUGUAACAGUAUGAUAGUAUUUGUGUGAUUUUUGACUAAUACCUCUACAACAUCCUCAUUUACUCACAAACCAUCAGGAAUAGUAUGCAUUUUAGUCUGGUAGGUUAGAAAGAAUUUAUCUUAAAAUGGUGCAGUGUGCUUAACCUACUCCAAAGGAAUAGUUUAAAGAUCAUUUUGAAUUAGAUAGUACUGUCAUUUGCCAACAAAUCUACAAUAAAAAAUCAAAAUUGCCCGAUAUUUACUCAAAGCUUCCUGCUUCUAUCUGAAUUAUAGACCUUAAUAAAUAGGUAACAAUGGCCGUAAUUUUAAAAAAAGGAGUAAUAACAUGCCUCAGAAAUUGGAUCUGUUAGUUGGUAAUGUAGAAAAGAUAGAGCCUGAGAAUAUAUCCAAACUAUCUAAAAUCUGCUUCUAUAUUCAUCUCAUCUAAUUUUGUUUCCAGUUAAUUUGGCUUUCCCUUUUGAUACUGAUUCUGAGUAGAAUUGGAGCUUGAGAAUGGCUCUGUGGAAUCAGCCCUGAAUUCAUAAUUCCCACCCAUGUCCAGUAGCUAUGGUGUCAUUUGUUGUGAAAGGCUGGGCCUCCCCAGAGAAAACAGAGCAAAACAAGGCAGUAAACAACUUAAAAUCUCAUUCACAAGUUCAUCCAGGCUUUAAAUUUGUAAAUUCCUCAAAAAACAAACCAAAACAAUGACAACAAAAAGCUCCAGCAAGAAAGCAAAUGACUAGAGACAGAGGGGAAUGCUAGUGCAGAGAUGUUCGAACACCAUCAAGAAUUUCUUUCCAUACAGAACCAUCUUGCUGCUGGUCAGAAUACUGUAAUGGGUCUAACGUUGUGAAGAAUUAAGAAGGAGCUGGGUUGUGGCCAGCAGCAAAUAAGGUUGUUGAGGGCUGAUGCAAGUGUGGAGGGUUAGGAUGGAUAGUUAGGGUCCAUCUUGCCAUGUGGUUUGAGCAAGACCUUGUUCAUCCUUGACCCUCCCAUGCUGCAUGCUAUCCUUGGAUCCUUCUCAUCCCCUCAAGUCCUGGCCUAUCACACAAGCUCUUUUUUUCUCUCCACUUCUGAGCCUGACAGAGCCCCAGAAAAAGUUGCUGAUGCCCAGACAGAUGAAUGCACAUAGUUCCAGCGCCGAGUCACAGCGACUUGAUUUUGUGGCAUGUGCUGGCACACUGCUAACAUCUACAAUUUCUCCUUUUCCAAGUACAACCUGACUCCAAGCACAAUCUCUUCAAAGUAUGAUCUGACUCCAAAGUACAAUCUCUUAUAAAGUACAAUCUGACUCCAAGAACUUCAUGCAAUUUCUGAAAAUGUGUCUUUGGAAUUACGUAUGCAUGAAUGAAUAUGCCGAUAUCUUUCAGCCAAUAAA